AUGAAUGGAACACAGUCCAUGUUGAGCUGCUUUAACCCUGCAGCGAGAAGAAUUGGUGAAACCUUUGCUUACUGCGUAUUAUUUGUUGUAUCGCUGGUUGGAAAUACCCUCAUCGGGUUUAUCGUGUACAAGACGAAAACCCUACAAAAGCCCAUCAACUUUUUCAUUGUAAACAUGGCCAUGUCCGAUCUGCUGUUUCCGAUUUUCCUGUUUCCUCGGGAACUAGUUUCGUCACACAGCGAUUCUUUUCCCUGGUUAAUCGGCGGUACUCUAGGCGAAGUGUUGUGUAAACUGGUUCCAUUCGCGAUAGAUAUCUCCACUUCGGUUUCCAUCUUGAGCCUGGUGCUGAUAGCAGUGGAUCGAUUUGAAGCUGUGGUAUUUCCUCUACGUUUCCUAUUGAUCAGUUCAAAGCAGUGUCGGUUCUUCGUUCUCGCCACUUGGAUCAUCGCCAUGGCAGUCCAUUGCCCUCACCUGCUCGUUCUCAAGGUUGUCGAACAUCAAAAGAAGCUUUUGUGCGUGAUACAAUUGGAUGGCGUAUUUGGUGACUAUUUGUCCCACCUAAACUACAUGACUGCAUUGUCUGUUGCAUUCUUUUAUGUCCCUUUGGCUUUAAUUUCCGUACUUUACACUGCAAUUGCCUUAAAAAUCAAAUUGCAGAAGACUCCAGGCGAACAAACAGCUAGCGGCAGAGACCAACGUUUGAAGCGAGAGAGACAUGUUAUCAAGAUGUCUGUUGCAAUCGUGUUGGUGUUCGCAGUAUGCUCGCUGCCACGCGGUAUCUGGUGGUUUUUGAGGCGCUUUUCAUCAGACAGAACCAUGUUAUCUUGUUUCGUUCCGCUAACGUCACCAGCUGCAAAUGUGUUCAGUAAAGACAUUGCCGCUUUUCACAAAUGUCAGUGA
This is a messenger RNA of Stylophora pistillata, 900 nucleotides long. Its product is annotated as QRFP-like peptide receptor. Gene Ontology annotation, cellular component: membrane. Gene Ontology annotation, biological process: G protein-coupled receptor signaling pathway. NCBI's taxonomy places the organism in Eukaryota, Metazoa, Cnidaria, Anthozoa, Scleractinia, Pocilloporidae. The record is from RefSeq and is a predicted model, not a curated record. Gene Ontology annotation, molecular function: G protein-coupled receptor activity.